AUGGUCUUACGAAAACGAGCUCCUCCUCACCUUUACAAUCUCAGCCAAGGGAAUGCUCGUUCGGAACCUCGCUCUCCGAUCUCAAAAACUUCUCCGACAUCUAUAUCGGUGUCGUCAUCCUCACCAAAGUGCCUGACGCGUCCUCGAAGAGCUCAAAGCUCACCUCAUCCGCACCGGGUUCCCUCCCAGGAAUCCGUUUUUUCGCCUGAUCUAAAUACUUCGCCAGCGUUUGCCCUGAUGUCCUUGGAGCAAGCUCAAAGGUCCCCGAUUCGGACCUCGUCCACCGAUAUCCCGAAUCCCUGGGCGGACGAGCUCAUAGAGAAGCCUACUCAGAGUCAUACUGAAUUGGGGGACUCGACCUACCAACCACCAGCAGAGAAUGGUAUUCGAGAAGGGGAUGUGGUGGAUACUAAAAAGGGAGACCGGGUACCCCCAAUCGUGCUUGCGGGCACGCAACGAAGAAUGGCCGCGAAUGAAUGGCAGUCGAGUCAAGGGGUUAAUGAUGCUUCGGACUGGGAGUAUUUGAGUCAUCCACCUAUCCAGCUACAGUCGAACAACCCGUUUUUGAAGGCCACACAUCAUGAUAAGAACUUGUGGGACGAUAGAAAUUCUCAUGCAUCGUACGGGUCAUCCCUUUCUCGAGACGACGCAAGCGGUGGCUUACGUCAAGAUGAGGGUUAUAUCCCCAUGACUGCCCGUCUAUCUCUCUUUGACCAGCAAGAGUCGCAGUCCCCCUGGGUUAAUGAGCCCGGGUCCACUACUACGCAGCAUCAAAUAUCCCCGCCACAGCUGUUAGAGAGCCGAUAUGAAGGCGGCUCUGGGCCUUCCAACUCUCCAGCCGCCCUUGAUGGCGCUGAAUAUACACACUCGCAGCUUCAGCCCCCACAGGUGCCCCCGAAAACCGGAACAAGCACGCCUGGGACUUUAUCUACGGCAACAACCGUAUCAUCUCAUGUCCUCAUCGAUUUUGACGAGUCACCUCGGCCAGACCUAGGGAGUGAUUUGGCUAAAACAAUGCCACCCAGUGCACACUCCGUGGAAUAUAAUAAUGGUGGCCAAACGGCCACCUUGGAGAGUGAUCAAUCAGAAAAGGUCCCAUUAUCGUCUCAACAUAAUGUUGCUGGUCCUGCAGUCCCUUCGACCUCUGAACAUCCUCGGGCGGCCCCGGUAUCCGAGGCAGAGACACAACAACAUCAAGAAAAACGCUCAGAGACAUACUCAAUCCGACAUAUCAAUUGGCAAGAUUCCACGGGUACUCUCCGGGAGUCCCCUGUUUUGGUUCAAAACAAGAACGGGCCUUGUCCUCUAUUGGCGUUGGUCAAUGCCCUUGUGUUGCUUGCAGCUAGCCAAAGCUCUCCGCCACCCAUCGUCAGGGCCUUGCAAACUAGAGAACAAAUUUCUCUUGGACUGUUAAUCGAGGCUUUGUUUGACGAGUUAACAACACGUUUAGGGCCCGAUGAAGAAUUCCCAGAUAUCGAGGCUCUCAGCCGAUUCUUAACGAUGCUCCAUACAGGAAUGAACGUCAAUCCACGCCUGACCUUGGAAACCAAAAACGCACCUGGAACCUUUCUUGAAACGGGAGAUAUUAAAUUCUACGGCACUUUCGGUGUACCACUAGUACAUGGGUGGAUUGCGUCUCCAUCGAGCCAGGCCACUGCAGCCUUGACGAGAGUCGGCCAAUACCACGAGGAUAUCCAGCUACUCCCUUUCCGUAAACAGGAGCUUGAGGACCGCGUGUUUCAAGGAGCGUCCCUCACUCCAGAAGAGGAAACUGUUAUGGCGGAUAUUCACGCGAUCCAGCAUUUCACAGACGUUGACAACGCAACCCAAUUAAGUCCCUUUGGACUUGAUCAUUUAACCAAAACCCUACAGCCUGGGUCACUAUCGAUCCUCUUCCGCAACGAUCAUUUCUCUACCCUUUAUAAACACCCGCAGCUCCAUCAACUGUUCACUUUAGUCACUGAUGCGGGCUAUUCCAACCAUGCAGAAGUGGUAUGGGAAAGUCUUGUUGAUGUCAAUGGAUCCAAUACCAGCUUCUGCGCGGGAGAUUUCCGCGUCGUCAGUCAGCAUGCGCCUCGAGAUUCGGAUCCACCUGGACCACAAACAUCGCGUAGUAAUGCAGGGUCUAGUCAGAAACCCACACUAUCGCCUCAAGAACAGGCGGAUGCCGAUUAUGCCUACGCCCUUUCACUCCAGUACCAAGAAGAGGAGCAACGAGGGAACAAUCGAACUGCUCAGCGAGCUUCAGCCCCACAUCUAUCGCCUCCGGGUGUUUCGCGAGGGUCCACCGCCCACUCUCGUUCGUCCAGUGCAGUUAACGUCCGGAACGGAUCAUAUACAUCCCCUGCUGGGAUCCGCACAUCGGCGCAGCGUCAAUCUUACGGACGCCACUCGCAGCCACACUUUGAGACCAACCGUCCCGCGCAGGAUGAGUCUGACGACGCUCCGCCGCCAUCGUACGAACAGGCGGCACAGAGUCCAGCAUAUCCCUCUCCCCAAAGAAGUCCGAAUGUUUCAGACACCCCUACCAGAGCCCCCUAUCAGAGGAACUACUAUGGGCGACGACCCCCAGGAGCUCCUCCAUCCCCGGGUCUUCCGGAACGCGGCAGGGAUAGGGCUAAGGAUAGGGACUGUAUCGUCAUGUAA
Molecule: messenger RNA, 2646 nt
Organism: Aspergillus ochraceoroseus IBT 24754
Lineage: Eukaryota; Fungi; Ascomycota; Eurotiomycetes; Eurotiales; Aspergillaceae
Exons: 3
Coding region: 1-2646 (881 amino acids)
Biological process (GO): protein K48-linked deubiquitination
Cellular component (GO): cell periphery; cytosol
Molecular function (GO): cysteine-type carboxypeptidase activity; cysteine-type deubiquitinase activity; K48-linked deubiquitinase activity
Source: RefSeq, a predicted model, not a curated record